Molecule: messenger RNA, 331 nt
Organism: Paramecium pentaurelia
Lineage: Eukaryota; Ciliophora; Oligohymenophorea; Peniculida; Parameciidae
Source: the annotation of a GenBank genome assembly
AAUGGCAGAGAAUGUAAAAAUUGUUUCUUAUUACUUCAUAGUUUGAAUUAGCAGCAGAAGAAGUUAAAUCAUUUGUUGAUAAAUUGAAUGAUUAAACAAAAUUGCAGAUCUAUGGAUUAUAUAAAUAAGCUACCGUAGGAGAUGUUAAUAUUGGUAUUGUUGUAAACUUAUAAUCCUUUAGGUAAACCAGGAAUUCUUGACCAAAAAGGCAGAGCAAAAUGGGAUGCUUGGAAUGCCAACAAAGGAAAGUCUAAAGAAUAAGCUAAAGCUGAAUAUGUUCAAAUCGUUAAAGCCAAUGCUCCUGCUGAUAUUGCAAAAAACUUAUGAGAGU